AUGUUAACCUUCCAGCCUCCUAAUGCCAGCGUUUUAUUUCAACAGGAACAGGGCGAGAAAAAGGAGAACCCCAUGCGUGAGCUUCGCAUCAGCAAGCUCUGUAUGAACAUCUGUGUUGGGGAGAGUGGCGACAGAUUGACCCGUGCUGCUAAGGUGCUUGAGCAGCUCACAGGCCAGACCCCCGUCUUCUCCAAGGGUAGGUAUCCUAAAUCUGAAUUGUUUGUGAUAAUCUGUGGCGGGGUGUUUGAUGGGUACCUCUUCGAAUGACACAUUGUCACUGGAAAAUGGUUGUGUUUAAUGAGUCAUCCUCCCCAUGUACCCCCUCAGCCCGCUACACUGUGCGAUCCUUCGGUAUCCGCAGAAAUGAAAAGAUUGCUGUCCACUGUACUGUCCGUGGAGCUAAGGCUGAGGAGAUCCUGGAAAAGGGACUCAAGGUGAGCUUUCAAUUUUAUUUGACACUGUCCAUUACUACACCUAUUUAUUACAAACACUGCAUGAAAUGUUUUGGAAUGUGGCUUUGAUGACCUUGCAAAACUCUUAAUCGCCAUUCAUUUUUCAAGGGAAUGUUUCUGACACCUUUUAGUGUAGUGGUAAUAUUUGCUGCUGUUAGUAGCUUUCUAGAGUUCUACAUAUGGUUAAAUUGUAUCACUCGUGUUCAACAUCAACCAAUGGUGUUUCGGCAAGGGGUCAACUUUGACCAUUGUCCACAUGGUUAGGAAUGUAUUUAGGCAUGUUGCUUAAUGUUGCCCCUGCUUAUUGGUAUAACACUUCCUUCCAAAGGUGCGUGAGUACGAGUUGAGGAAGAACAACUUCUCCGACACUGGCAACUUCGGCUUUGGCAUCCAGGAACACAUUGAUCUGGGAAUCAAGUACGACCCCAGCAUCGGUAUCUAUGGACUGGACUUCUACGUCGUGAGUGGCUUCACAUGCUUUAGAAUGCUUUUUAAAUAAAGCUUGGUUUUGAUUUUACUUGCCAGUUGUGUUACGAUAGUAUUUACAUGUCUUCUAAACUGAACCACGCUCUUUCUCUCACUCCUUUUGUUGUCAGGUUAUGGGCAGACCUGGUUUCAGCAUCGCUGGCAAGAAGCAGAAAACGGGCCGCAUCGGUUUCAGGCACCGCAUCCGCAAAGAGGAAGCCAUGCGCUGGUUCCAGCAGAAGGUGUGGCUCAGUAAAAAAAUAAAAAUAUCUGACUGUAAUGGUUUGAAUGGUUUCUCUUAUACAGGGGUAGGCUAUCAUACCUGCAAAUGACUGUUGUGGAUGCAGACUAUUUGCUGUGUGCUGCCAACCAAAAUAUCAAGGGUUUUACACCGACUGUCUGUACCUAGUAUCCCAGUUGGAUUAUAUCCGCUGUUCUGAGGACCACAUGAACUCUUCAAUGUUGACUUUGAUCAUUUUGAAUCGGCUGUUACUGUUUGGCUGGAAUAAAAGCAUGCACUCAGUGCCCCUAUGCAGGUAUGAUUGCCUACCGCUGCUUGAAAGCUUUUGGUAGAGAACUCUGCUGACUCGUGUUGUGUAGUAAGGCUGAAUGACCUGUGUAAUAUUUAAAAAAUGGACAGCUUGUCUUGUGUGGAGCUUGUGAGUAGACUUCUUUGCUAAGCAGCUAAUUGUUGUCUUUCUUUUUUCUUUCUCCAGUAUGACGGUAUCAUCCUCCCCGGGAAGUAA
Coregonus sp. 'balchen' is the source of this 1663-nucleotide messenger RNA. Lineage: Eukaryota; Metazoa; Chordata; Actinopteri; Salmoniformes; Salmonidae. The record is from the annotation of a GenBank genome assembly.